This is a messenger RNA of Coregonus clupeaformis (lake whitefish), 6208 nucleotides long. Its product is annotated as amyloid-beta A4 precursor protein-binding family B member 2-like. Gene Ontology annotation, molecular function: amyloid-beta binding; transcription factor binding. The record is from RefSeq and is a predicted model, not a curated record. The transcript is spliced from 19 exons. Bases 288 to 4361 code for a protein of 1357 amino acids. Lineage: Eukaryota; Metazoa; Chordata; Actinopteri; Salmoniformes; Salmonidae. Gene Ontology annotation, biological process: regulation of DNA-templated transcription. Gene Ontology annotation, cellular component: cytoplasm; nucleus.
GGGGGAUCUCGCUGGAUCUUGUCAUCUGGAAGGAAAGAGAGAACAGCGGAGGACGCGAACACUCAAGAGUCAGAAGCUGUCUUCCCGUUGAAGCCAUAGGAUUGGCUGAAGCAGAACUCCUCUGUCUGUGAUUGGUCAUCGAGGGUAGACUGUGAUUGGCUGAGAACUCCAACAUGGACCCACGCCAUCCUGGAGUUACCAACAAUCCUUAGCUCUAUGAUCUGAACUCUGACCUCUAACCCUGGCCUAGGACUGACCUCCUAUCAGGAGGCCCCGCGUCUUCGGUGAUGAUGUCUGUAGACGUGGCCAAUAGGAACGGCCCUGCCGUGACUCCUCCCACCUCCCUCAGCAUUCGCUCCUCCCACAACCAUGAUGUCAGAGGUGAUGAUGUCACCAGGCAGGGGUGGGCCACACUUCCUAAGUGUCGUAAGAAGUAUUCUCUGACCAGUAUCCAGAGUGCCAUGGGGCUGAGUGACGCGACUCCACCUUCAUCAUCGACUCCCAACAACCCCAAACUGGCCAAGAACGGGGUGAACGCACUGCGCAAAGCAGCCGAGCAACAUGACCACAACAAGAACACAACCACUGACCCCGACUCUGACCCUAACUCAACCACAGAGGAACGCUAUACAAACAAUAUAACCAUCAAUGAGGACAUCAUCACCAAGAUUAACCCCGACACCAAGACACAUCUGGACCUGAAAACUAACGUGAACUCAGAUCUGGACCUGAAAACAAAUGUGAACUCAGAUCUGGACCUGAAAACUAACGCGAACUCAGAUCUGGAACUGAAAACUAACGCAAACUCAGAUCUGGACCUGAAAACUAACGCGAACUCAGAUCUGGACCUGAAAACUAACGUGAACUCAGAUCUGGACCUGAAAACUAACGUGAACUCAGAUCUGGACCUGAAAACUAACGCAAACUCAGAUCUGGACCUGAAAACUAACAUGAACUCAGAUCUGGACCUGAAAACUAACGCAAACUCAGAUCUGGACCUGAAAACUAACGUGAACUCAGAUCUGGACCUGAAAACUAACGCGAACUCAGAUCUGGAACUGAAAACUAACGUGAACUCAGAUCUGGAACUGAAAACUAACGCGAACUCAGAUCUGGAACUGAAAACUAACGUGAACUCAGAUCUGGACCUGAAAACUAACGCGAACUCAGAUCUGGACCUGAAAACUAACGUGAACUCAGAUCUCAACAGCAACACGAAUGGGACAGACGACGGGGAUGACAUCAGCAUCCUGUCUGAGAAGGAAGUGGAGAUGAAGAUAGAGGAGGAGGAAGAGCAGAGGCCUCUGUUGAAGAGUGAGAACCAGGUCAAAGCUCCAGACCAGGGGAGCCACUCAGACCUCCACCCCAGCUUUAGGCUCCUCAAAUCGGGUAAAGACUCUCCGUGUCCCCCUCCUCCCUCCACACCCAGACACAGCAGUCCUGAAGACACCCCUCUCCUCUCCUCCACCUCUCCUCUGGGGCACAAGGAUAGUGUUGUAGAGGGGAAGACAGACUGUGGUGUGAUCAGGAUCCAGGACGUGAACCCUUCUGGCUGGUCCUCUGUGUCUCAGGAGAACAUCUCACCUCCUCACACAGAUAUCUGGAGUGAUCAGCGCUGUCAGACAGACGGGGAGCUUCCUCCAGGAUGGAAGAGGAUGACAGACAAGGCCGCUGUCUACUACUGGUGUAUCCCUAGUGGGGCUACACAGUGGGAGAGGCCAGCGCCCAGACACCCUCUCACCACACAGGAAGGCUCUGGCCUGGGGAACAGCUCCCCAGCUCCAGCCCCAGACGACCAGGGUGAAGGUUGUGUGUCUCCUCGGUCCGACAGCACCACCACUGACAGCUCUCUGGAGACUCUCCCACUCAACGCCCACUCCAACCUGCCCUCCUGCGGAUUCAUCAGCUCUCUGGAGACUCUCCCACUCAACGCCCACUCCAACCUGCCCUCCUGCGGAUUCAUCAGCUCUCUGGAGACUCUCCCACUCUACGCCCACUCCAACCGGCCCUCCUGCGGAUUCAUCAGCUCUCUGGAGACUCUCCCACUCAACGCCCACUCCAACCUGGCCUCCUGCGGAUUCAUCAGCUCUCUGGAGACUCUCCCACUCAACGCCCACUCCAACCGGCCCUCCUGCGGAUUCAUCAGCUCUCUGGAGACUCUCCCACUCAACGCCCACUCCAACCGGCCCUCCUGCGGAUUCAUCAGCUCUCUGGAGACUCUCCCACUCAACGCCCACUCCAACCGGCCCUCCUGCGGAUUCAUCAGCUCUCUGGAGACUCUCCCACUCAACGCCCACUCCAACCUGUCCUCCUGCGGAUUCAUCAGCUCUCUGGAGACUCUCCCACUCAACGCCCACUCCAACCGGCCCUCCUGCGGAUUCAUCAGCUCUCUGGAGACUCUCCCACUCAACGCCCACUCCAACCGGCCCUCCUGCGGAUUCAUCAGCUCUCUGGAGACUCUCCCACUCAACGCCCACUCCAACCGGCCCUCCUGCGGAUUCAUCAGCUCUCUGGAGACUCUCCCACUCAACGCCCACUCCAACCGGCCCUCCUGCGGAUUCAUCAGCUCUCUGGAGACUCUCCCACUCAACGCCCACUCCAACCUGGCCUCCUGCGGAUUCAUCAGCUCUCUGGAGACUCUCCCACUCAACGCCCACUCCAACCGGCCCUCCUGCGGAUUCAUCAGCUCUCUGGAGACUCUCCCACUCAACGCCCACUCCAACCUGGCCUCCUGCGGAUUCAUCAGCUCUCUGGAGACUCUCCCACUCAACGCCCACUCCAACCUGUCCUCCUGCGGAUUCAUCAGCUCUCUGGAGACUCUCCCACUCUACGCCCACUCCAACCUGUCCUCCUGCGGAUUCAUCAACAGCUACUACUUUCCUCGCUCCUCCUCUCUACAUGAACCUGUUCAUUCUGAACCUCACAUGGAAGAAGAAGAUGACAAGAAGCAGCUGUGGGGUGAUGUUGUAGCUGUGAGUGGGGGAAAGAUUGAUAGGGAGGUUUGGAAGGAUGAUGUCAUAUCUGUGCACCAGGACCUGCAAGCGGCCACGGUGAACCCUCACCCCAGCCUAAAGGAUUUUGAGGGCGCUACGCUCCGAUAUGCAUCACUCAAUCUACGUCAGGAGGAAACGGUGACGCUCGCAGACAGACACAGGGAUUCUUAUUCUUCUGUAACCAGGAACCCUCCCCCAGUGGAAGAGGAGGAGUCUAACAGUGUUAACAGUGACCCCGAGGCCAAGUGUUUUGCGGUGCAGUCUCUGGGUUGGGUAGAGAUGGCAGAAGAGGACCUGUCGCCAGGGAAGAGUAGCGUUGCCGUUAACAACUGUAUCAGACAGCUAUCCUACUGCAAGAACGACAUCAGAGACACUGUCGGCAUCUGGGGAGAGGGUAAGGACAUGUAUCUGGUUCUGGAGAACAACAUGUUGAACCUGGUUGAUCCGAUGGACCGCAGCGUGCUUCAUUCUCAGCCAAUAGCAAGCAUUCGUGUCUGGGGCGUCGGCCGCGACAAUGGCAGGGACUUUGCGUACGUAGCGAGGGACAAGGACACCAGGAUCCUGAAAUGUCAUGUGUUCCGUUGUGACACGCCAGCUAAAGCCAUCGCUACCAGCCUCCACCUCAUCUGCUCCAGGAUCAUGUCGGAGCGUAAACUUGCUAAAGCGUUGUCAAGGGCUUGGUCAGGGGGCGUGUCUCUACACGACAGAAUGCAGUCAGGACUAGGCCUCCCACUACAAGAGUUCCCCACUCCAAAGACUGAGCUGGUCCAGAGGUUCACGGUGCUGUAUCUGGGUAUGAUGCCUGUAGCCAGUCCUAUAGGUAUGGACACAGUGAACGGGGCGAUAGACAGUCUGAUUGGUUCUUCCAGGAGAGAGGAGUGGACAGCUGUUAACCUCAACGUGGCCGAUGCUACCCUCAUUAUAAGCAACCAACAGGAGGUGGAGGAGGAGGUGGAGGAGGAGGAGGUGUUGUUUGAGUGCAGGGUGAGGUUCCUGUCCUUCAUGGGGGUAGGGCGGGACAUCCACUGCUUUGCCUUCAUCAUGGACGGAGGAGGACAACGUUAUGAGUGUCAUGUGUUCUGGUGUGAACCCAACGCUGGACAGCUCUCUGAGGCAGUACAGGCUGCUUGCAUGUUAAGGUAUCAGAAGUGCCUGUUGGCUCACCCCCCCUCCCGGAGACCCCUCCCCUCCUAUGGCUGUGGCUCCUCCCCCCCGGGCAGCGGCGGUGGUAACCAUGGUAAUGGCGGUGUGGAAGGAGAGACUGUGUCUCAGCGUGUCUCCACCAGCGUGAAGAGAGGAGUGCUGUCCCUCAUCGACACCCUCAAACAGAAGAGACCGCUGCCCACAGCCACUGACGCACCAGAGUAACCAUGGAAACUAAACUAACAUUGUGACUACGACCGCACACCCCAGUAACUAUGGAAACAAACAACGCUACUACAACCGCACACCCUGGUUUUCCAGAAAUCCUGAUUGGACGAUUCCAGAUGACCUGCUCAUUCCCUCUUGGAAUCUUCCAACCAGAUUACUGGAAAAGCUGGGAAUUUUGGGGGAAAGUUACCGGAAUUUUGCAACGCUAAUCAUUAUCAAAGUAUCAAUGUGUUUGUAGAAAACUGCAGAAGCGUUCAUGUGACUUUAUAUGGUUAGCAGACAGGUGUGAUGGGAAAGGAGACCAAUCAACUAAUCCAUUUAUCAAUCAGUCAUUUGAUUGAUUAAAACUAGAGGUUCAUCUAUGCAUUCUUUUGAUCUUGUGAUACAAGCAAAACGGACUACGACAUCACGGAGCCUUGCAUGCCCUAUGGACAGAAAGGUUUUAAACGGACUACGACAUCACGGAGCCUUGCAUGCCCAUGGACAGAAAGGUUUUAAACGGACUACGACAUCACGGAGCCUUGCAUGCCCAUGGACAGAAAGGUUUUAAACGGACUACGACAUCACGGAGCCUUGCAUGCCCAUGGACAGAAAGGUUUUAAACGGACUACGACAUCACGUAGCCUUGCAUGCCCAUGGACAGAAAGGUUUUAAACGGACUACGACAUCACGGAGCCUUGCAUGCCCUAUGGACAGAAAGGUUUUAAACGGACUACGACAUCACGGAGCCUUGCAUGCCCUAUGGACAGAAAGGUUUUAAACGGACUACGACAUCACGGAGCCUUGCAUGCCCAUGGACAGAAAGGUUUUAAACGGACUACGACAUCACGGAGCCUUGCAUGCCCAUGGACAGAAAGGUUUUAAACGGACUACGACAUCACGGAGCCUUGCAUGCCCAUGGACAGAAAGGUUUUAAACGGACUACGACAUCACAGAGCCUUGCAUGCCCAUGGACAGAAAGGUUGUAUUUUAUUUAUGAUAUUUUAUAACAGUAUAUUAUAUAUUAUAUAUUGUUUUAAUAUUGUCACACAGUCACUGCUCACUCACAGUUAUAACACCAUGUCUGCUUCCCAAAUGGCACCCUGGUCCCUUCAUAGUGCACUACUUUAGAGUGGGCCCCUAUAGACCCUGGUCCCUUCAUAGUGCACUACUUUAGAGUGGGCCCCUAUAGACCCUGGUCCCUUCAUAGUGCACUACUUUAGAGUGGGCCCCUAUAGACCCUGGUCCCUUCAUAGUGCACUACUUUAGAGUGGGCCCCUAUAGACCCUGGUCCCUUCAUAGUGCACUACUUUAGAGUGGGCCCCUAUAGACCCUGGUCCCUUCAUAGUGCACUACUUUAGAGUGGGCCCCUAUAGACCCUGGUCCCUUCAUAGUGCACUACUUUAGAGUGGGCCCCUAUAGACCCUGGUCCCUUCAUAGUGCACUACUUUAGAGUGGGCCCCUAUAGACCCUGGUCCCUUCAUAGUGCACUACUUUAGAGUGGGCCCCUAUAGACCCUGGUCCCUUCAUAGUGCACUACUUUAGAGUGGGCCCCGUAUGGACCCUGGUCAAGAGUAGUGCACCAUUUAGAACACAGGCCAUGUCCGAGACAGGCAGAAAGGCUUUAUAACAGGUAUAACAUGUUAUAGAACAAGACACAGGCUUGAGAACAGGUAUAACAUGUUAUAGAACAAGACACAGGCUUGAGAACAGGUAUAACAUGUUAUAGAACAAGACACAGGCUUGAGAACAGGUAGAACAUGUUAUAGAACAAGACACAGGCUUGAGAACAGGUAGAACAUGUUAUAGAACAAGACACAGGCUUGAAAACAGUCAUAACAUGUUAUAGAACAAGACACAGGCUU